This is a messenger RNA of Vigna umbellata (rice bean), 589 nucleotides long. NCBI's taxonomy places the organism in Eukaryota, Viridiplantae, Streptophyta, Magnoliopsida, Fabales, Fabaceae. The record is from RefSeq and is a predicted model, not a curated record.
GCUCUUGGUGUGGACUUCGCUUCUGUUCAUGUAUAUGCUGACUCUUGGAUUUCACAACAAAUUGCUGAUUCUCAUCUCUCAUUUGUAAAAUCAUGGAUGGAAGCCCACAUAGAGGAUGCUGAAAAGCAUCUUGGAAUGCCAGUUAUUUUUGCUGAGUUUGGUGUAUCUUCCAAAGACCCUGGCUACAAUUCAUCAUACAGAGAUACACUCAUAAGUAGUGUGUACAAUACCAUCCUAAACUCCACAAAGAAAGGAGGGAGUGGGGCCGGAAGCCUUUUGUGGCAAUUUUUUCCUGAUGGAACUGAUAACAUGGAUGAUGGCUAUGCAAUUGUUCUCUCAAAAUCUCCCUCCACCUCAAACAUUAUACAGCUUCAAUCCACUAGGCUUGCGAUGUUCAAUUCCUUGUGCAAUACUAAAUGCAAUUGGGGAUGUAAGAAGAAAAAGUUGUUGAACAACAUACUCUAUCACGAUGAACUGUAACACCAUGUGUGGAAAGUUUCCAAUUGUGAUGCUGUGGUCCUAUAAAACCAUGCAUGGAUAAAUAUGUGAUUCACCAUACCUUUUGUUAUGAACAAUGCUUUAAUUUGUA